AUGAGUGAAACGAGUUUGAUAACAUAUUCUGAUAGAGAAAUGGAGUCAUCCCUCAAGGAUUUGCUAGAGCGAAUAUUGAUGCAAUUGGAGAAAUAUAUUGAGACCAAAAAUGAUUUGAAUGAGGUUGAGAAAGAACUGAAAGAUUAUGAAAAUUUGACUCAAUUAGUAAACAUAAUUAAAAUUAUCUUCACUAAUCUAAUGUUGAAGAUUGAGAGAAAAAUCCAGUAAGCUUUCGCAAUUAUGAAAGGAAAUUAGAAAAUAGUAUAGAUCCAAAUAUGACAUAAAAAAGUAUACGGACAGAGGAUGAAUAUGAAAAAUUAGAAUAAUCAGUCAUAAAACAUGAGAGCGAGAUAAGGAAUCACAUUCGUGUAAGAUUUUAGUUUGAUUUAAUCUUAGUUGGAAUAAUAAUUGAAAUUAUAUGCAGAAUCAAUCUAAUAAAAAUUGGACGAAAGCGAAGCAACAAGAAAUGAGUUACUGGAAACUACUAAAAACAUUAUGAAUGUAUGUUUAAUUGUAUUGUGUUAGAAUUUGAAAAGAGAGAAUCAAAAGUAUUAUGAAGAAAAUCAAUCUUUGCAAUCAGAAAUAGUAUCUUUCAAGGAUAAGAUUUAAUAACUAGAGUUUGAACAAUAGAAGAGAACCAUUGAGCUGGAUCAUGUAGAUUAUGAGGUUCAGUAAAUAACCAAAAAUACGUAACAAAUAAAAGGGUUGGUUUAGAGAAAGCCUAAUAGUAAAGAAACGAAUAAGACUAAUUCUUAUUCAGAACAUAAAUUAAGUAGUUAAUUCUAGGAAAGCACUGACUACCCAACAUAAUCUUAAGGAUCUUUGAAACAGAACUAUUUCAACAUAUUGUAAUACGGAUAGAAUCAUCAUUUGCAAUCAUUAUAACAAUCAAUAAAUUAAUAAUAGGAGCAAAUAAAAAGCUAUCAAAUAAAGCAUAAUUCGAUAUCUUCAAUCAAUGAUUUAAUAUUAUAACACAAUGCGAUUAAAAACAUUAAAACACACAUUGGAAAUUAUACUGUAUCAAAAAACAAUUCUUAAAAUUCAAGUAUGUUGCAGAAAAAUAUUCACUGUAAAAAUUCAAUAAUGAUUUAUAGAAAGUAUUUAAACUUAACCAAGAAGCAGAAGCGGUAGCACCAAGAGGAAUAUCAAUCAAAAAUAGAAGACAUCUAUUCAUUAAUGA
This is a messenger RNA of Paramecium octaurelia, 1180 nucleotides long. The record is from the annotation of a GenBank genome assembly. NCBI's taxonomy places the organism in Eukaryota, Ciliophora, Oligohymenophorea, Peniculida, Parameciidae.